This is a messenger RNA of Heteronotia binoei (common prickly gecko), 2594 nucleotides long. It is a transcript of the gene CRMP1, whose product is annotated as collapsin response mediator protein 1. NCBI's taxonomy places the organism in Eukaryota, Metazoa, Chordata, Lepidosauria, Squamata, Gekkonidae. Gene Ontology annotation, cellular component: cytoplasm; cytosol. Bases 28 to 1749 code for a protein of 573 amino acids. Gene Ontology annotation, molecular function: hydrolase activity, acting on carbon-nitrogen (but not peptide) bonds, in cyclic amides. The record is from RefSeq and is a predicted model, not a curated record. The transcript is spliced from 14 exons.
CGCUUUGUUGCCGCCGCCGCCGCCGGCAUGUCGGGCUUCCAGGGCAAGAAGAGCAUCCCGCGCAUCACGAGUGAUCGACUACUCAUUAAAGGCGGACGGAUUAUCAAUGAUGACCAUUCAUUCUAUGCAGAUGUGUACCUUGAAGAUGGACUUAUAAAGCAAAUAGGAGAGAAUUUGAUUGUUCCUGGGGGAGUGAAGACUAUUGAGGUGAAUGGGCGAAUGGUUAUUCCUGGAGGCAUCGAUGUCAAUACUUACCUCCAGAAGCCCUGCCAGGGCAUGACUGCUGUGGAUGAUUUCUUCCAAGGCACAAAGGCUGCUCUAGCAGGAGGCACCACCAUGAUCAUUGACCACGUCCUUCCAGAACCAGGUUCCAGUUUAUUAACCUCAUUUGAAAAGUGGCACGAGGCAGCAGACACCAUGUCCUGCUGUGAUUAUUCUCUCCAUGUGGAUAUCACCACCUGGUACGAUGGGAUUCGGGAAGAACUGGAUAUCCUGGUGCAAGAUAAAGGUGUUAAUUCCUUUCAAGUCUACAUGGCCUACAAAGAUCUCUACCAAAUGACUGACAGCCAGCUCUAUGAAGCCUUUGCUUUCUUGAAAAGUCUUGGAGCUGUAAUCAUGGUCCAUGCUGAAAAUGGGGAUUUGAUAGCUCAGGAACAGAAGCGGAUGCUUGAGCUGGGGAUCACUGGCCCUGAGGGGCAUGCCUUGAGCAGGCCUGAGGAGCUCGAAGCGGAGGCUGUGUUCCGGGCCAUCACUAUUGCCAGUCGGAUCAACUGCCCAUUGUACAUCACCAAGGUCAUGAGCAAGAGUGCGGCUGACAUCAUUUCCUUGGCCAGAAAGAAAGGUGCUCUUGUUUUUGGGGAGCCAAUCGCAGCCAGUCUGGGGACUGAUGGGACACACUAUUGGAGCAAAAACUGGGCCAAGGCAGCCGCAUUUGUGACCUCGCCCCCUCUGAGUCUGGAUCCAACAACCCCUGAUCAUUUGACCUCUCUUCUCGCUUGUGGUGACCUGCAAGUGACGGGCAGUAGCCACUGUACAUACAGCACAGCCCAGAAGGCAGUCGGGAAAGACAACUUCACCUUGAUCCCGGAAGGUGUGAAUGGGAUUGAGGAGAGGAUGACUGUGAUCUGGGACAAGUGUGUGUCCACAGGUAAAAUGGAUGAAAACCAGUUUGUCGCAGUUACCAGCAGCAGUGCGGCCAAAAUUUUCAAUCUGUAUCCCCGGAAGGGCAGGAUUGCUGUGGGCUCUGAUGCAGAUAUUGUGAUCUGGGAUCCAGAGAAGGGGAAGACAAUCACGGCCAAAAGCCACAAGUCGGCUGUUGAGUAUAAUAUCUUUGAAGGCAUGGAAUGCCGUGGAGCGCCUCUCGUAGUGCUCAGCCAAGGGAAGGUUGUGUUUGAAGAUGGAAAUCUCCAUGUCAAUAAAGGGAUGGGCCGUUUCAUUCCCCGGAAGCCUUUCCCGGAAUACCUUUAUCAGCGCAUCAAAAUCAGGAGUAAGGUAACAGGACUACAAGGAGUAUCCCGAGGAAUGUAUGACGGGCCCGUCUAUGAAGUCCCAGCGACUCCAAAAUAUGCAACUCCUGCGCCUUCCACGAAAUCCUCCCCUGCCAAAAACCAGCCUCUGCCAAUCAGGAACCUCCACCAGUCUAAUUUUAGCUUAUCAGGGGCUCAGGUAGAUGACAACAACCCGCGUCGCACUGGGCACCGCAUUGUGGCUCCCCCUGGUGGUCGCUCCAAUAUUACCAGUCUUGGGUGAGCUCAGGUGGAAAAGCCAGAAGGAAGGCGGGUGGAAAUAAUCUGAUUUCCCUUCUAUGUCCUUGUUGUUGAACCCACAGUUUUAUUCGGUACUAAUGAAGAAAAAAAUUAAUGGUUUUUUCCCCUUUUUGUUUAAUUUUUGCAUAGAAAGAAGUCAUCAUAGUGUGGUGUGUUUGCUUGGAACUGAUUGCCUCACCAUUGUGCAUUUGUGCAUUGUCACCUUAAAGCAUGGUGCUUCCAUUGCCCCCCCCCCCCCCCUCCUUGACUCUGCUGCUUUUUGCUUUGUCUUGAAAGUCCCUGAUGGCUCCUUUGCCCCUCCCUGGUCCCCUUAGCUGUGCUAGAGUAGAUGAUGCAUGUGACUAAGUUAUUGAUGCAAGCUGCUGUUUGUGAGUGAGUCCAUUUUAGAACCUCUUGCCAACAAUGCCAAAAGAAGAAAUGCCACAGAGCAGGAUGGAUGGACAUAGACUAGGACCAGCAGAUUUCUGUUGAUAUCUAUUCCGUUCUUAUCGACCCACCCAAGAAGUGUUUUCACCACAAAGCUUUGCCACACCUGUUGGCCACCAAUCCCGCUUGUUUCUAAGGAGAGCCACAACUUCACAGAGUGGUGCCGUUGCCGUCUUGUUCAGGGGACUUCCACAUAAUGGGCAACCGCGCUCACCUUUGCAUGACAUUUUUUGGUACUUGCAAAUAGUCCAACUUGCUGUUGGGUUUUUAAAGUUUUUGUACAAAAUUCUCCUUUGUAAUCCACGUUCAUUUUUACUUGCGAUAAUGUAUUGGAUUGACUAAGUGUGGUUCAUUUUCUGAAUGGAAGGCUUGUGAAAUAAAAGAAAAGUGAGUGUUUUGCCU